Molecule: messenger RNA, 321 nt
Organism: Penicillium paradoxum
Lineage: Eukaryota; Fungi; Ascomycota; Eurotiomycetes; Eurotiales; Aspergillaceae
Exons: 2
Coding region: 1-321 (106 amino acids)
Source: RefSeq, a predicted model, not a curated record
AUGCCAGAUGCCACUGCAGCCAAAGACUUCUCUGUCGACCAAGGAGACCACAAACAACCCCAGACGGUGUCGACAGGCACCAAGACACUGGAGGCGAACACCACUGUCCUCGGUAACAACUCAUCUGAGGACCAGCAGCCCGCGCGGCUGGCCCAGCAAGAACGUGACCUGGUUUACUAUCGGAAGUUUCUGGAAGACUUAGUCGCCGUGAUGCGCGACGCCCGUAGCGAGUCUGUCACUCAAAUCAUCGCGCUCAUUCGCUCCGGUGCAUCCCACGAUGAGAUCCAGACUGCUCUUCACCGCGUUCAGAGCGAGGGCUGA